This is a messenger RNA of Cladocopium goreaui, 7494 nucleotides long. The record is from the annotation of a GenBank genome assembly. NCBI's taxonomy places the organism in Eukaryota, Dinophyceae, Suessiales, Symbiodiniaceae.
AUGGAGGUACUUCCUCCCAGAGGCAGUUAUGGGAAUCUCGCGGGAAGCGGAUGGGUUGAGGAGGUGGAAAAGACCCUCCAAAGCCAAGGAAAGACCGCAUCACGAGAAACCCGCAGUGCACCCCUUCGCGUCGGCGGUGUCGGCAAGGGAAGCCAAAACUGUCGGGAAGACGUGGUCAUUCCGUUGGCCAUCCCAAGAUCCGAUGGGACAGUGAAAGGUGGCACCUAUUCUGCCCCGGUCAUCGAAGGGUCAAAUGCACCAGCCCUAUUGGGCCUGAAGUCCUUGACGCAGCACAGGGCAGUCCUCGACCUGGUGUCCAACCAGCUACACUUGCUGGGGCCAGGAGAGUCCCGCUUCGAACUGGCAGAAGGGACAGAGACCUUUAAUUUGACCCGGGCAGCCACUGGACACCUGCUGUUGCCUUUCCAAGAGUUCUCACGUCUUGCGAGUGGGUCUCAGGGAGUGCGCCAUCUGUUCAGUGAGGAGGGCAUCCACGAGUCAGGGUACAUGACCACUGUCAAGACCGAGCAAUGCAAACAGGAGCCGACCAACACCCCGGAAGAGGCAGACAGAGCGUCAGAGCCUGCUGCAGCAAGUCCGGUCGAGCCCAGCAUUGCAGUUGCAUCCGAUGCACCUGAGGAGAACCAGGAAGGUCAGAGCAGAGAGGCAGAUUCCCAAGCGCCGACGUCACCAGCUGACGAACCAGCCCCGGAGGCAGGAGAGACUGUGACGCCAGUCCCUGCCGCUGAGGCCGAAGAAGCCAAGAGCAGCAGUCCGGAAGUGACAGCUGCAAACGAGGCUGUUCCGCCAGUCUCUGUUGAAGCAACAGCCGAGCCCAAGGCAGAGCCCGCAAGCCGUCACACAGGUGACUUCAAGAAUCUGAUCUUGGACGAGAUCGCAGACCGCGAAGGAUACCCCGAAGAAAAGGAGCUGACCAGGGAUCCAAGUGGGGCUCGCUCACGCCGUGGCAGGCGGCGCCGCCGGAAGAGACGCUGUGCCAUUCCAAGGGAGACAAAACGAUGGGCAUCCCAAGGGUCCCAGACUAGCCAUGAGGAAGGGGUCGAAAGAGCGCCAAGCUCAGCAACUGACCAAACGUCAGCAUAUGACACUGACCGUGGAAGUGUGGUGCUUACACCACGUCGUGAGGGGCCAAUUGACAAAUCAUAUGUGGCGUUGCCUUCGGAGACGAUCACACCCAAGAGUGGAUCAGCAAGCAGCAGUGCACGCCCUGCUGAAGUGGCCAAAGCAUGCGAGUCCGUGGCAGCGCAACUGCCCAAGGAGCGCGGUGCAGGUAAGUCAAGCCCACCGCUGCCGCCUCCACCGCGGCGGUUGGUGACGAGGGAAGAUGAUGGCCAAGAGUAUGAGGUGCCACCACCAGAGCCAAAGAAUCCGCCAACGGCCAAGACUGGAGCUGCAGGAGCUCGACCCUUGCAGCGCGGAACCGAUGCUGAGAUCGCGAAAGCUGAAGCACACCUCACAGAGGUGAUGGCGAACCCAAGUGCGACUCGCACAGCCAAGCGCAAGGCGCGAAGAGAGGUGCGUCAAGCCAGAGGCGAGCCGCCUCCCAAAGAGCUGAGGUUGUUGAGCAUCAGCAACUUCGAUGCUCAUGCAUGUGCAUUUGAAGGAAUGGAUUGCCGAGUCACCCGUGUGAGGCCUGUGGAACUGACACGGGGAGGGUUCGAUUCCAUCCUUGAAUUCAUCAAAACAGACAGGUACGAUAUGGUGUGGGUUGAUCUUGCUCAUCCCAAGCGCUUUGUCGGAGCGACAAAUCUAUCUCGGGUCAUGCAGAGGUUGCGUGUCCUGGUGACGGCAAGUCAACGGUAUGAUGUUCCGCUUGUCAUCGCCAGUUCGCACUCUUCAGCAUGGGAGCAUUCAAGUGUGCAGUCCCUGGUGGACGUCUGUGGUUUGAAGUUGAGCACCCACAGGUGGUGCACCUUCGGACUUAAGACGACGGGUGGGAACCCCAGUGCCGUCGUCCACCGGUGUGCAAGCACCUUUGAGUGGCAGAGCACGCCCUGCCAAUGCCCUGCAGAUGCUGAACAUGUGCAUGACUUGGCCCUGCGUGAUCCCUGCUGCACUGCCCAGAGACGCCAUACAUAUGAAGCUGAAGCAGCGGCCAAUCUCCUGGAGUCCGCAUGGAUUUGCGAAUCCGUGUCUGGGAAGUCAGCCGACUCAACAGUAUCAAUGGAAGGUACAGUCGUAGGCAGUGACAGCCAGCAGAUAGCAUGUCAAUCCGCGCAUCCAGCGCAACACGUAGAGCACAACGCGACGAGUUCCGACUCGUCAAGAGCUCGAGAUCCCGCACCAGAAUCUUCAGUGUUUAAAAGUUUAACCUUGCCCGCACAGAGCACUGUAAGCAAGACACCACACAAUUUUUGCGCUACGUUUUUCCAAUGCCGUUGCUGCGAACUGCUUGUUCCAAGUGAGACUGCCUGGUGCAACACCUGUGAAGCACCAGUGGAAAAUGAACAAGCUCAUCUGAUCCAAGUCGGAUGCUACCCUACAGAGCAGCGGUUGGCUGCCAAGCAGCGUGCUAAAGAUGGCAUUUUGCCAAAGAGAAAGAAGAAACAAGUCGAACAACAUUUCGACGACUGUGGAGAAGAUCUGACACCAAUUUGUGACAAGGACCCAAAACUGUCCAUGUUCAUCGACGGAUAUUCAUCCGAUGAAGAAGAUAACAUUGGACACAAAAUCUUAUCAUCCUGGGUUACACACGGUUUCCAGUGUUCGGAAAGUGACCUGCCUCCGUCAACACAUCCAGGCAUGGUCAUUGCGGUCGACUUUGAAGAAGCCUAUCCGAUCUUGAUCAAUCGACCAUAUGGUGUUGAAAUCGUUGAAUUCUGUGGUGGUCAGGGACUGACCACUCAAAUGGCAGUCAAGCGUCAGCUCAGCACAGGCCACAAUUUUGAGCUGUUGACUGGCUGUGAUCUCACAGACACCAGCACCCAGAGGAAAGUGUUAUCGUACCUUUCCAUAGCAAAGCCUUUGGUCAUCGUGAUGGCGCCCAGAUGUGAUCCCUUCGGCCCACUGGGACGCUGGAACCGAGUGAUACAUCCAGAAGGAUGGGACCGCAGCUACCAAGAGUCCGCGCCUCUUGCAGAGUUCUGCGGCCGAGCUGCUCUCCAUCAAAUCAGUGAAGAAAGACAUUUCCUAUGUGAACAACCUCAAUCAUCAACCCUCUUCCAAGAGGAGCCCUGGCCGAGGGUACUGCAACAUAAAGGUACUGUCAAAGUUGUUUUCCACCAGUGCCGUGUUAAGCAGUACAUCAAUGGCCAGUUGUGCAAGAAAGCCACCGAGUUGGUGGCCAGUACACGAACCCUUCUGGAACCUUUUGAGGGCCUAGUCUGUACUGGUGAUCACCCGCAUGCAGUGCUGACCGGUGGUCAAGCAAGCAAGGCGCAGAAGUGGAGUCGCGACAUGUGCGACAGAAUAGCCUUCGGCAUUCAGCAACUAGUGGCUGUGGGCGGCGGUGACGAAGCCCAGGAAGAUCCAGAACCUGAGGAGGCCGGCAACGAACCCUGGCGUAAGUGCAAGGGGUGCCGGUGGAGACUGCCAAAAUAUGACCCUCAACACAGCAGAGUUGCAGGUGAAUGCAAACAUCCAGACACUGAACCAGUGACCUUUGAUUGCCCGGCUUGCAAGGCCAGAAAACCACGUGAUCAUGCCAGCCACACAUACGAUGACAAGUGCAGGCAUGCAGUCACAGCCGCCAGAAAGAAGGUUCCCAAGAGAUCAAGGGCAAGAGUGCCAGCGUCAGACGAACCAACCUCAGGAUUGCGAGCCCGAGGUAUGGGAGAUGCAGAUGAACAAGCUGCAGAAGAACAGCUGGAAGAUGCCCCUGAGGCACGACCUGAAGAAGCCGGCGGAGUACGUCCCGCCGUGGAAGCUGCUGCUGAGCCAGCUAGCGCAGAGGGCAACGAGUUGCAGCUGGUUCCUGCCGACAGAGCAGGAAGGGGGCCAGAUCAGAUCCAACGAGUGCGAAGGUCUUAUCGUGAGGGUGAGGCCCAAACGCCAGAUCCGUCUGACUGGACCUCAUUUGACAUCUCUGCCAGCCUGCGAGGCCUGCGAUUAUCCAAUGAGGCGGGUCAGCGCAGGAUCAUCCGCAAGCUGCAUUUACGCUGGUGGCACGCAAGCAGCCACAGAAUGAUCCAGUUGCUCAAGAGCGCAGGCCUACCGCAGUCCAUUCUGGAUAUCGUGCCAGAAGUAGUGGACACUUGCAGAAUCUGCCGGUUGUGGCAGAAGCCAUCCAGUGACAACAUCGCGGUGAACCGCGUGGUAACCGGAUUUAAUCUGGAAGUGGAAGGCGAUCUGAUCUUCAUCACACACCAGGGCGCAAGUCCGCCCGUUCUACACCUCGUUGACAGAGGGCAUGUGCGAAUAUGUGAUCGACGAACCCAAGUCCUUCGUGACACGGUUCACAAGAUUUCAUCCCAGCUGUCUGAGGAAGGAAUAUCGCUUCCACUCAGCAGAGUGCUGGCAGAAGCAACAUAUGCAGGCAACGCAUUGACAUCCAUUCGAGGGGUGUCGCCGUACACAGCAGUCUUGGGAAGAGUACCGCCUCUUCUACCGGACGCUUUGUCUGUGACAGAUGACACAGAAGCACACGUGACUGCGCAACACACCCAUCGAUUGCGCGAAAUAGCCAUCCAAUGCAUUGCCGAGGCCAGCGCACAAGACCGGCUGAAACGUGCAAGCCACACACUCACCAAACCAGCAGGCGAGGAAUUCGAGUACCGCCUAGGUGAGCAAGUGGAAUACUACCGUCCACCCAUGAGUAAAGACGUCUCAGGGUGGAGGGGGCCGGCCACGAUCUGUGACCUGUCUCGUCUGGAGCAUGGACGAGUUGGAAUCAGGACCCGCAGCGAUGAUGUGCUUACAUGCCGCCUGCAAGAUGUCCGCAGAUGUCUAGCAUACAUGGUGGAUAUGGAGUCACCACUGUCAAGCACAGCAGGUCAAGCGCAGCAGGUACUGCAAGAAUUCGUGGAUAACAUGAAAGCAGGACCUGAAAACACAAUGCUUCUUGGCAACAUCCCUAGUAACACUGGGUGGCGCAUGUCCAAAGUCACAGAGCGACACCAAAUGGUGUACCAAGCCGCAGUGGUCGUAGCCGAAUUGAUUUUUCAGUUGCAGAACCUUGCAGCUGUCAGAAUUGGCAAGGGUGUUCGAACCUUGUCGAAGAAGAGUGAAUAUGCAGCAAGCAUGACGGUCUUUUGGACCGCAGCAGGAACAAGAUCUUUGGAGUUUCUGAACAGCGAAGACACCAGUGUGUCAUUCGUAGCCAUGUUAGGUCAGAACUGGACAAAUGUUCGCUUUGUUCAAUACCUGACCGUCACAGCCGAAGACGAUUUUCAGAACUCCAUCAAAGAGGAUGAAGUGAUGAGUGACGUCUCAUCCACAUCCAACCAAGCGACGGGACCAAGCACACACGACAAUGCAAGUGUGGGAGGUCCCUUAAGCACAAUCCCCGAAGGAAGUAACGAAGAGGAAGCGCAUGUGACAAUCCAGGAACUGGAAAAGGCAUUCGGAAUACCGGCAGAUCAUCCCAAUGUAAAUUAUCUGGCCGAAGCAUUCGUUGCCAUAUCAGCCGAGGAGGAGGACACUGUGCCGCCAGUGUUCACGACCCUUGAAGAAAUCAGUGGCCCGGCUCUGACCAGGAGCCUUAAGGCCAUGGAAGAAGUAGCCAUCCCCAGUUGGCAAGAAGUCGCGUAUGUGACAGAAGAUGACAGCUUCCUGAGCAGUAAUGCCCUACUCGAGCAGUUGCAGCAAGUUACAAACGAACUGCCCACGCUGGAAGACCAAGAUGAGUAUGGAGCAUAUGCUGCCUUGGAGGCGUACUAUCCAGAAUGCAAAUAUCUGGAAGGUCUUGACCGACUCCCCAACUGCGAUGAGCAUGUGGAGCUUCGAUUUUACGAAGCGCACACCAGAAAGGUAGUCAUCGAUCGGAACGAUGAUCUUCUGACAGAACAGGAAACAUUGGAGCACUCAACUGAGGUGCUUCAAGCAAUGCUCGAUGAACUAAACACUUGGAAUGGUUUCCGCUGUUUCAAAAGAAUUAAGAAGUCGGAAACAAAAUGCAUCAUUGACACAAAGUGGGUACUGAAAUGGAAGCUCAAAGGCGGGGUGCGGCACAUACGUGCCCGCCUCUGUCUUCGUGGCUUCAAAGAGUCAGGAUGUGACAACGACACCAAUCACAGUGCUACAGCAUCCAGGUUGUCUCAACGACUGUUGGUGUCGGAAACAGUACUGCGAUCGUGGGUGCUCGCAUCCACGGACAUCCCUAAAGCGUUUCUGCAGGGAGUUUCGUAUCAGGAGUUGGCGGGCACCACCAACAAGCCACUGCGUGACUUGCGGAAAGUAACAGCAGCCUUCGGUCUGAGGAGUUCGUUCUUGGAUCCAGAGUUUGAGCUGUUGUACGAUGAAGGUGGAACACUGCAGUUAGUGGUGAUCAAGCACGUGGAUGACCUGAAGAUCGCGGGCCCAAAAGAACUGAUUGCAAAGUUUGUGGACCAUGUGGCAAGAGCUUUUGGAAAAUUGGUCAUUGAGUACAACACGUUUACCUUUUGCGGUGUUCGACACACGCAAGAUAAGGACAUCGUGUUGGAUCAAGCAAAGUUCAUUGCAGCCAUCAAGGAAAUGGCUGUCCCGGAAGCAUAUGCCAAGACGGAUGAGCCACUGCCAGAACACCUGCAGAAGCAAUUUCUGAGUCUGCUCAUGACAGUGGCAUACGCAUUGCUGACGAGAAUGGAUGCUGCAGUGUAUGUAACAGCCCUGCAGCGAGAAUGCCAAAAGCCGAAGCCAAUUCACGUGAGACGGUUGAACCUGCUUCUGCGUUGGAUGCAGAAGAACCCUCGUGGAUUGCGGUAUCGCCCAAUGGAUAAGUAUCCUGAUAGCCUGGUGCAGUUCAGCGACUCAGGGUUCAAGGCGCGUUCCGAAGAUGGACUGAGUGUCAGAGGGCUUGUCUCCAUGCGGAUGCAUUCCAGUGAGUUGAGGUCGCCCACAAAGGCGACUUGCCAUGUACUGGAAUUUGUGUCCAAAGCACAAAGACAUGUCACUCGCUCAACCUUCAGCAGCGAACUCUUUGCUGCUACAGAUGCCAUCGACAUGGGACUGCUCACAAGACUGGCUCUGCACGAACUCCAGUAUGGACUCAUGAACGACAACCUGGCAAAAAGAAUCCUCGAGGGAUUCACCAAAAGUGAGAUCCAGUUGCAUGCGGUCCUGGACGCAAAGUCAGUGACGGCAGCAGUCACCGCGCCAAUUCUGAAAACACCAGCUGAGCCAGCACUGCUUGUCCAUGUGAGAUGGGUAAGACAUCUGCUGCAGUCGAAGGUCCUUCAAGGACUGCACUGGACAGACACAAGGUCCAUGAUUGCAGACGGACUAACCAAAGGCAGUAUCGAUCGAUCAGCACUGGAAGCCGUGAUGUCUGGCUGGUUAGAGAUCGAAUAUGCCUUAGAGAACGAGGCACUGCAGUUGUUAGGUCAACCGACCUAA